Molecule: messenger RNA, 1590 nt
Organism: Saccharomyces mikatae IFO 1815
Lineage: Eukaryota; Fungi; Ascomycota; Saccharomycetes; Saccharomycetales; Saccharomycetaceae
Gene: DMA2
Product: ubiquitin-conjugating protein DMA2
Exons: 1
Coding region: 1-1590 (529 amino acids)
Biological process (GO): ubiquitin-dependent protein catabolic process; mitotic spindle assembly checkpoint signaling; protein ubiquitination
Cellular component (GO): ubiquitin ligase complex; cell division site; cytosol
Molecular function (GO): ubiquitin protein ligase activity; protein binding
Source: RefSeq, a predicted model, not a curated record
AUGUACACCCCUAUUCCCGCUAAUACCCCGGCACCUACUGCUCCAUCUUCAUCGAUGGCUUCUGACUCCUCAUCCGCAUCGAAUGCCACCACUAGCAGCAGCAACACGAACACAAGAAACAGAGCCGGCGGUGCUCCAUCUAAUGAAAGGGCACGUUCAGGGUCUGGCAUCAGCUCAUUUUUGAAUACCUUUGGAAUUAGACAAAAUAAUCAGGUAGCCUCUCCUUCUGCGGGUCCCGAUCAGCGCCUGUUUGGUACUACGCCAGCUAAUUCUCAUAUGAGUGUAGCCAUGGAAAGUAUCAAUACUUCAGCGCCACAGCAGGAACCGCGGCUACACCACCCUAUACAAAUGCCGCCAUCAGCCCAGUUUCACGUUCAUCGUAACUAUCAACUUCCUAUCUCGUUAUCUCUCACUGCACCCAUAUCCACAGACCAACAUCAACAUCAUCAACAGCCGGCCUCGGUAAAUUCUGAAGGUAACAAUGGUAUCAGUAUUCACGAGCCUUUAAAUCAGCAGCAAUCUAACAAUAUUAAUAGCACAACAACUUCAACCACAUCCAUGGCCCCAGCGGCUAUAACAAGGAAUAAUACCGGGUUCGUAGCAGCUGGUGCAGAAGGGUCUAAUGCGGUUAACAACAGUCAGGAAAUGUAUAAGAAUUUGCGCCAUUUAAUUUACGCUGCGAAUCAGCCAAAUGGGACCGAAAUUUUACAUUUGGAUUUACCUGCAACAAGCGCAGAAGAUUCUACUAAUAUCACCAAUGUUGAUGAGGUUACUUUGAAGCAAAGAAAGGACAAGCAUGGUCUUUUCAGUAUACGACUAACUCCGUUUAUUGAUAGUUCUUCCACCACGAACCAAGGUUUGUUCUUCGAACCGAUUAUAAGAAAGGCUGGUCCUGGAUCCCAAUUGGUUAUCGGCCGCUAUACUGAACGUGUUCGCGAUGCAAUUUCCAAGAUACCUGAGCAAUACCAUCCGGUAGUAUUCAAAUCCAAAGUUGUGUCAAGGACGCAUGGGUGUUUCAAAGUGGAUUCUCAAGGCAACUGGUAUAUAAAGGAUGUGAAGUCCUCAAGUGGGACUUUCCUAAACCAUCAAAGGCUUUCCCCUGCUUCGUCUUUAUCAAGAGAUACUCUUUUACGUGAUGGUGAUAUUUUACAGUUGGGAAUGGAUUUUAGAGGUGGUACGGAAGAAAUUUAUCGUUGCGUGAGGAUGCGAAUCGAGUUAAAUAGGUCAUGGAAACUAAAGGCAAAUUCGUUCAACAAAGAAGCUUUACAGCGCCUUCAAAACUUACAAAAGUUAACGACAGGUGUUGAAGAAGAAGAUUGUUCGAUUUGUCUAUGUAAGAUCAAACCUUGCCAGGCAAUUUUCAUAUCACCAUGCGCUCAUAGUUGGCAUUUCCGUUGUGUGAGGAGAUUGGUUAUGCUUUCAUAUCCGCAAUUUGUUUGUCCUAAUUGUAGAUCAAGUUGUGAUUUGGAGGCUUCUUUUGAAAGUAGUGACGAGGAAGAUGAAAGCGAUUUAGAAAGCGAAGGUGAUCAGCUGGUAGAUCAACUUAGUGUACUAAUGGAAACUUCAAAGGAUGCUGAUAACCAUCCUUAA